AUGUCCGCACAUACUUACAAAAAGUUUGAAAACUCUACUUCGGGCGAUUUGCCGGAUAAAAUGACAAUCUACCAGGAUUGCAUGAACACGUUUAACGAAUCGCCUGUCAAUUCCAAGAAAUGUCGUUUGUUAAUUUCUCGUUUAUUGAGGCUAUUAGCUCAAGGUGAAACUUUUCCACAAAAUGAAGCUACUGCGUUAUUCUUCUCCAUCUCGAAACUUUUCCAACAUCAAAACGACUCUUUAAGACAAGCUGUUUAUUUGGCAAUCAAGGAAUUGAGUGGUAUUUCAGAAGAUGUGUUGAUGGCAACUUCUUCAAUCAUGAAGGAUGUUCAAAACGGUUCUGAUUUGAUCAAGCCCAAUGCUAUCAGGUCACUGACCUAUGUCUUGGAUGAAUCUACAGCUUUUUCAGCUGAAAGAUUAUUGAAAAGCGCCGUGGUAAGUAAGCACCCUUCAAUCUCUUCAGCAGCAUUAUGUACUUCUUACCACCUGCUGCCAAUUUCUGAAGUCACUGUCAAAAGAUUCACCAAUGAAACUCAAGAAGCUGUCCUGGAUUUGAAACAGUUUCCAAAUCAACACGCUGGCAGUGAAUAUUACCCAAACUCUACUUAUAUCUCUCAAUACCAUGCUCUUGGGUUGCUCUAUCAAUUGAAGAAAACUGAUAAAAUGGCAUUAUUGAAGUUAGUUAGACAUUUCUCCGAGAACAACUCCAUGAAAAAUCAGUUGGCCAAGGUAGAGUUGGUCAAGAUUGUCAAUGAUUUGAUGCAUAGAGACCCUCAAUUAUUCAAUCAAUUCAGACCGCUUUUGUCCGAUUGGCUAUCCAAUAAGUUCGAAUCUGUUCAAUUGGAAACAGCAAAGUUAAUCACCUCUUUUGCUACUCGCAAUUCCCGCCUAGUGCCUCCAGAAUUAUAUGCGGCUGCAAUUAGCACCUUGCAAUCCUUAUUGACUGUCCCUCGCGUUUCUUCCAGGUUUGCUGCAUUAAGAAUUUUGAACAGAAUCUCUAUGGUUUCACCCGAAAAGAUUGUUGUCUGUAACCCCGAGUUAGAAUCUUUGAUCAAUGAUUCUAAUAGAAAUAUUUCAACUUAUGCAAUUACGACCUUAUUAAAGACAGGUACCUCAAAAAAUAUUUCGUCUCUAAUUUCCACUAUCACUAAUUUCAUCCAUGACGUCAGUGAUGACUUUAAGAUCAUUAUUAUUGACGCCGUUCGUACCUUAUCGUUGAAUUUCCCACAGGAAUGGAAAGCAAUUUUGAAUUUUUUAAUCGACGUCUUGAAAAACAGUGAAGGUGGAUUCAAGUUUAAAAACAGUAUCGUUGAAGCAUUAAUUGAUAUUGUUUCAUUCGUCCCCCAAUCUAAAGAAGUUGCCUUAGAGAACUUGUGUGAUUUCAUUGAAGAUUGUGAAUUCAAUGAAAUACUGGUAAGAAUAUUACACCUAUUGGGUAAAGAAGGUCCAUCAGCUCCAAAUCCAUCAUUAUAUGUUAGACAUAUUUAUAACAGAGUAGUAUUGGAGAAUUCUAUUAUCAGAUCCGCUGCUGUGGUAGCUUUAUCCAAAUUCGCUCUAACAAAGAACGAUCCUACCUUAUAUGAAUCAAUCAUAAGUUUAUUGAAGAGGAUUGCUAAUGAUAAAGAUGAUGAAGUCAGAGACAGAGCUACGAUUGCGCUAAAAUUCAUUGAUUCUGCCAGAAAUAAGCAGGACGUUAUAGCACAAAAUCUAAUUGAAUCCAAAUAUUAUUAUGAUGUUCCAUCAUUAGAGUCCAAAUUGAACGCUUAUAUUUCGUCCAACGCUGACUCAUUUGCAACUGCAUUUGACGUUAAUCAAGUACGUAAGUUUACUGAAGAUGAAAUGAAGGCGAUAAAUUUGAAGAGAAAGCAAGAACAGAUUUUCAAUCAAAAAUCAGAUACAACUUUGGAUGUCACACCAGAAGCGGACAGUGUUGUUCAAGAAAAAAGAGCAGAUGCCAACUCCUUUGCUGGUCCAAACUUGGAUGACCACCAAGAAGAUUUGUUAGCUACCAAGUACGCUGACGAAUUGUUAUCUAUUGAACAAAUCAAGCCAUUUGGCCAAUUAGUGAAUAGUUCCAGGGCUAUCUCGUUGACUGAGCCGGAAGCCGAAUUCGUUGUACGUGGUAUCAAACACCUCUUUAAAAAUAAUGUUGUCCUACAAUUCAACAUCACAAAUACUUUGACAGAUAUUGCCUUAGACAACGUUGCUGUUGUUUGCACCCCAGAAAUUUCCGAUGAAGUUGAAUUACAGGAAUUAUUUACUCUGCAAGUGGACAGAUUGUUACCAGCGGAAGAGGCAGCUUGUUACGUUGCAUUUAAAAAGUCCGAUGAAAUUGUAAUGGAAGGUUUCUUAAACAACCUAACGUUCACUACAAAAGAAAUCAAUCCCGAUACUAAUGAACCGUUCGAAGGUGAUGAAGGCUUCCAAGAUGAGUAUGAAAUCGACUCUAUUUUCUUGAAUGCAGGUGAUUAUGUUAAGAGUUCUUUCACAGGUAACUUCUCUGCUACAUUUGAUGAAUUGCCAGCUGAAGAGAUUGCUGUCUUCAAUAUUCAAGAAGAUCUAUCCAUACAAGAGGUUGUAGAUAAGCUUAUUCUAAACAGUAGUUGCUUGCCAGUGGAAAGUACUCAAUUUGCUCCAAGUGAUUCAAACUCUCAUACCUUGAAAUUAUUUGGUAAGAGCGCUUUAACUGGUUCUAAAGUAGCACUACAAAUUAAGAUGGUCAAAAGUUCGAAAGGUCUUGCUUUGAAAGUUCAAGGUAAAGGUGAAGACAGCUUAUUAUGCUCUGAUCUGGUGAACAGCUUAAUGCAGUAG
Messenger RNA from Saccharomyces kudriavzevii IFO 1802, 2811 nucleotides. It is a transcript of the gene SEC21, whose product is annotated as coatomer subunit gamma. The record is from RefSeq and is a predicted model, not a curated record. Gene Ontology annotation, cellular component: COPI vesicle coat; endoplasmic reticulum; Golgi membrane. Gene Ontology annotation, biological process: protein secretion; intracellular protein transport; endoplasmic reticulum to Golgi vesicle-mediated transport. The transcript has a single exon. The coding region runs from base 1 to 2811 and encodes 936 amino acids. Gene Ontology annotation, molecular function: structural molecule activity. Lineage: Eukaryota; Fungi; Ascomycota; Saccharomycetes; Saccharomycetales; Saccharomycetaceae.